Molecule: messenger RNA, 439 nt
Organism: Paramuricea clavata
Lineage: Eukaryota; Metazoa; Cnidaria; Anthozoa; Malacalcyonacea; Plexauridae
Source: the annotation of a GenBank genome assembly
AUGCCAAGAGUUAGCAAACCACGAUCACGAGUUCGUCAGCAGGAUCAACGAUUAUCCAGUACUCAACCGUCCGUCGAAGUACCGAGCAAUUUGGGCGAGUUAUCAAUUUUAGAGUUGAAGAACCUUUGCCGCGAACUCAACUUUUCCUGCGCUGGCGGCCGACGGGUACUUACAACGCGUCUACAAAACGAAAGAGAACGUCUAAGCACGAAUACGCCGCAAUUCAACAUUCAAACCGUUCCAGUAAACAACACGUUAUCUAAUUCCAACGCAAGGGAAAGCUUCAGCGCCGACAAACUGGCACAGAUUACGCAGAUUGUUUCGCAGUCGAUCUCGUCGUUCUUCGAAAGCCAACACGCCACAACAACCGCGACUCGUGUAGAUGAGCAGCCAACUAUCCCGCCACCGCCAACGUUACUCGAAAGGCUAGAACAGCUUG